Molecule: messenger RNA, 641 nt
Organism: Papaver somniferum (opium poppy)
Lineage: Eukaryota; Viridiplantae; Streptophyta; Magnoliopsida; Ranunculales; Papaveraceae
Product: ABC transporter B family member 3-like
Exons: 1
Coding region: 55-399 (114 amino acids)
Molecular function (GO): ATP binding; ATP hydrolysis activity; ATPase-coupled transmembrane transporter activity
Source: RefSeq, a predicted model, not a curated record
UCAUAAUCUGAUUUUAAAAAUUGGGCGAAAAAUAACAUCAAGGGAUACGACACAAUGGUUGGAGAACGUGGAGUGCAACUGUCAGGUGGCCAAAAGCAACGAGUAGCAAUUGCACGGGCUAUAGUGAAAGGACCAAAGAUACUGCUAUUAGACGAGGCAACAAGUGCACUGGAUGCUGAAUCGGAGCGGGUAGUUCAAGACGCAUUGGACCGUGUUAUCGUGAACAGAACUACAGUUGUUGUGGCCCAUAGACUUACAACAAUUAGGAAUGCUAACGUAAUUGCAGUGGUUAAAAAUGGGACUAUUGUUGAGAAAGGAAACCACAAUAUGUUGAUAAAUAUGGAGAAUGGUGUUUACGCAUCACUGGUAGCACUUCAUAUGAGUGGUUCAUCGAAAUGAAGUCUGUUUUAAAAUGCCUCUUUUAUAAAAGAUGACAAUAGCAAAAUCCAAAGGGCAUGUAUGAAUUGAUAGGAUGCAUACCAGCUGGGGGAGAAUCAAACAACCGUAUCACAUAUUUUGUCUUCUAAACUAUGAUUUAUUUGUUUUAUAUGCAAUUGAUUGAUUUAAAUUGAAAGUAUGAAUCAGAUUAAUAUGACGUGAUUGAAUUGGUGGCCGCCGCGCUGUACACCUAUUGAUCAGUA